Molecule: messenger RNA, 313 nt
Organism: Staurois parvus
Lineage: Eukaryota; Metazoa; Chordata; Amphibia; Anura; Ranidae
Source: the annotation of a GenBank genome assembly
AUGUCAGAAUACUGGGCCGGCCGCUUACCUCUUCUCUCCUGCAGGACCUUACCUGUUCCUCGCUCCAGCGCUGCAGUCUUCCCGCGGCGGCUUCUGUGACUGCCGGGUGCCCACUGCGCAUGGCGAGAAGCGCUGCGCUUUGUGAAUGGUCCGGUGUCUUCUGGGACACAUGACAGGUCCCAGAAGGCUCCGGGCCAUUCACAAAGUGCAUGCACAGUGGGCACCCGGCUGUCAUCCGGCUGUCAUAGAAGCCGCCGCGGGAAGAAGGAAGGACAACUCCGCGGAAGUGGAAGCGGGUACCUGUCAAAUUCAG